Molecule: messenger RNA, 11823 nt
Organism: Chionomys nivalis (European snow vole)
Lineage: Eukaryota; Metazoa; Chordata; Mammalia; Rodentia; Cricetidae
Gene: Kcnb1
Product: potassium voltage-gated channel subfamily B member 1
Exons: 3
Coding region: 1048-3621 (857 amino acids)
Biological process (GO): potassium ion transmembrane transport; protein homooligomerization
Cellular component (GO): membrane; voltage-gated potassium channel complex
Molecular function (GO): protein binding; delayed rectifier potassium channel activity
Source: RefSeq, a predicted model, not a curated record
GUAUAACACUUAGCUCCACAGAAGCAGCCGUCCUAGCUAGCAUGAAUGGGUGAGUGACUGAUGGGACCAUGCAAGCUCUGAGUCUUGGCUGCCUUGGCCGUAUGUCUCUCCUCAGCAGCAACCACCCACCUGCCCACUCGUUUUGCAGAUUUAUUUGUUAGUAGGUAGACUGUCCACCUUGCUCUAGAACCUAGAAUUUGAUUUUAGAAUCUGGAAUGGAAUCGAGGCAAGGGCUAUUUAAAAUUGCCACCUGCCUUCUCCAGCUCUCCCAUCCUCCCAGCAUCUUGCCUGUCUGACAUAGUCCCCUACUUCUGUUUACAGUCGCUCUCCCGGCAGCCCUGCGACCCGGAGACUUGGUGUCUUCGUAGCUGUGUCUACGUGCAGAGCCUGCAUGCAGUAGGCGUUCAGCCUCGUGGUGGCCGGAACGCAGAGAGCCCUCCCGGGUGGGCCCCGCGGCCUGGGCCUGGGCCAGGGCCGGGCACGGAGGGGUUAAGCCGCGCGCGCUUCCGACCCGCAGGUGGCGCCGUCCCGCCUCGGUGCCACUCGCCGCGCUCCGAAGUGCGGGACAGAAUCGCAGCGAGCGCAGAGCCGAAGCUCAGCCCGACUUGUUGAUCUCGCGCAGGCAGCCGCGGCCGCCGCCGAGCCCAGCCGGAGCCCGAGGUGGAGGCGGAGGCGCCGCCGAUCGCCCGAGCCGCGUAGUCUCCGCGCCCCGCAGAGCGCCCCGCCCGCGCCCCGCAGCCCCGGUGCCGGUGCCGCCCGCCCGCCCGCCCGGCCGGCCGGGGUAGGCCCAGCCCGGCCCCGGGACCGCCGCUGCCGCGGGCGGGGGCGCGGGCGGCCGGCGAGAUGCGCGCGGCGCGGCCUCGGGAGGCGGCCGCCCUGGGGCCGUCGGGAUGGAGGUGAGACGGCAGCCGUGACGCCCGCCCUCGCGUACCCCUGCACCGCAGCGGCCCGCAGCGCUCCCCGCCCCCCGCCCCCGCGGCAGCGGGCCUUGCCGUCGAGUGACAGCGGCCUGGGGGGGCAGGGGGGGCGGGGACGGCCGGACCAGCGAUGCCGGCGGGCAUGACGAAGCAUGGCUCGCGCUCCACCAGCUCGCUGCCGCCCGAGCCCAUGGAGAUCGUACGCAGCAAGGCGUGCUCACGCCGGGUGCGCCUCAACGUCGGGGGACUGGCGCAUGAGGUGCUGUGGCGCACUCUGGACCGCCUGCCCCGCACGCGGCUGGGCAAGCUCCGGGACUGCAACACGCACGACUCUCUGCUCCAGGUGUGCGACGACUACAGCCUUGAGGACAAUGAGUACUUCUUCGACCGCCACCCGGGCGCCUUUACCUCCAUUCUCAAUUUCUACCGCACGGGCCGCCUGCACAUGAUGGAGGAGAUGUGCGCGCUGAGCUUCAGCCAGGAGCUGGACUACUGGGGCAUCGAUGAGAUCUACCUGGAGUCCUGCUGUCAGGCCCGCUACCACCAGAAGAAGGAGCAGAUGAACGAGGAGCUGAAGCGCGAGGCCGAGACUCUGCGGGAGCGGGAGGGCGAGGAGUUCGACAACACGUGCUGCGCCGAGAAAAGGAAGAAACUCUGGGACCUGCUGGAGAAGCCCAAUUCAUCGGUGGCCGCCAAGAUCCUGGCCAUCAUCUCCAUCAUGUUCAUUGUCCUCUCCACCAUCGCCCUGUCUCUCAACACACUGCCCGAGCUACAGAGCCUGGACGAGUUUGGCCAGAGCACGGAUAACCCACAGCUGGCGCACGUGGAAGCGGUAUGCAUUGCAUGGUUCACCAUGGAGUACUUGCUGAGGUUCCUGUCCUCUCCCAAGAAAUGGAAGUUUUUUAAGGGCCCUCUCAAUGCCAUUGACUUAUUGGCCAUCCUGCCCUACUAUGUCACCAUCUUCCUCACGGAAUCCAACAAGAGUGUGCUGCAGUUCCAGAAUGUGCGCCGUGUGGUCCAGAUCUUCCGCAUCAUGCGCAUCCUUCGCAUCCUGAAGCUGGCCCGCCACUCCACCGGCCUCCAGUCCCUGGGGUUCACACUGCGCAGGAGCUACAACGAGCUGGGCUUGCUCAUCCUCUUUCUUGCCAUGGGCAUCAUGAUCUUCUCCAGCUUGGUCUUCUUUGCCGAGAAGGAUGAGGAUGACACCAAGUUCAAAAGCAUCCCUGCCUCUUUCUGGUGGGCCACUAUCACCAUGACAACCGUUGGGUAUGGAGACAUCUAUCCUAAGACUCUUCUGGGGAAAAUCGUGGGCGGCCUCUGCUGCAUCGCUGGGGUCCUGGUGAUCGCCCUUCCCAUUCCCAUCAUCGUCAAUAACUUCUCAGAAUUCUACAAGGAGCAGAAGCGGCAGGAGAAAGCCAUCAAGCGGAGAGAGGCUCUGGAGAGAGCCAAGAGGAAUGGCAGCAUUGUGUCCAUGAACAUGAAGGAUGCCUUCGCCCGGAGCAUCGAGAUGAUGGACAUCGUGGUGGAGAAAAACGGAGAGAGCAUGGCUAAGAAGGACAAAGUGCAGGAUAACCACCUGUCUCCCAACAAGUGGAAAUGGACCAAGAGGGCACUAUCUGAGACCAGCUCAAGCAAGUCCUUUGAAACCAAGGAGCAGGGGUCCCCGGAGAAGGCCAGAUCGUCUUCUAGUCCUCAGCACCUGAAUGUCCAGCAGUUGGAAGACAUGUACAAUAAGAUGGCCAAGACGCAGUCCCAACCCAUCCUCAAUACCAAGGAGAUGGCGCCGCAGAGUAUGCCGAAGGAGGAGCUGGAGAUGGAAAGUAUGCCCAGCCCCGUGGCCCCUCUGCCCACACGCACAGAAGGCGUUAUCGACAUGCGGAGCAUGUCCAGCAUUGACAGCUUCAUCAGCUGUGCCACGGACUUCCCUGAAGCCACCAGAUUUUCCCACAGUCCUCUGGCUUCCCUCCCCAGCAAGGCUGGGGGCAGCACAGCUCCAGAGGUAGGCUGGCGGGGGGCUCUGGGUGCCAGUGGUGGGAGACUCAUUGAGGCCAACCCCACUCCUGAGGCCAGCCGCUCUGGCUUCCUCCUUGACAGUCCCAGGAGUUCUAUGAAGACCAACAACCCCAUGAAGCUCCGAGCGCUCAAGGUCAACUUCAUGGAGGGCGAUCCCAGCCCGCUGCUGCCCUCUCUGGGGAUGUACCACGACCCUCUUAGGAACAGGGGGGGUGCAGCAGCUGCGGUCGCAGGACUGGAGUGCGCCUCACUCUUAGACAAGCCUGUGCUGAGCCCAGAGUCCUCCAUCUACACCACAGCAAGUGCCAGGACACCCCCUCUCUCCCCCGAGAAACACACAGCAAUAGCAUUCAACUUUGAGGCGGGCGUCCACCAGUACAUAGACACGGACACAGAUGAUGAGGGACAGCCGCUCUACAGCGUGGACUCCAGUCCUCCCAAGAGUAUCCACGGGAGCACCAGCCCCAAGUUCAGCAUCGGAACUAGAACGGAGAAGAAUCAUUUCGAAAGCUCCCCCUUGCCCACCUCCCCUAAGUUCCUAAGGCCGAACUGUGUCUACUCCUCAGAAGGGUUGACUGGGAAAGGCCCCGGAGCUCAAGAGAAGUGCAAGCUGGAGAACCACACCUCCCCCGACGUACACAUGCUGCCUGGGGGAGGAGCACACGGGAGCACUCGGGAUCAGAGCAUCUGAGCUGCCCACCACAGAGGGGAGUUUGCAGGAGAAAUCAAGGAGGGGGAUGCUUGGCUUGCUGCCGCUGAGUUCUACAUGACCUCAGAGACACAAGGCCCCCCGCAGAGCUCCAACAACAGGAGAGACCCCGAGAGCCAUGACAGGUCUAUGGGACACAUAACCAGCCGAGCCACGGGAACCAUACCUCCUAACAGCACCUUCCCGAGAUGAAAUGAUCAGCGCUCACAGCCACUAAGACCUAGCCUAGGCCACCCACUUCCUAGUUCCCUCUUGAGGCUCUCCCAACCUCUGAGUGCGCCAUCUCCAUCUCUGGUGGCUUCAGCUGGAUGAGGUCAUUGGAGCAAGGGGCUGCUAGCGAAAGAGUGGGUUGACCAAGUAGUACUGGCGUUGCCUAGCCACCUCCAAGAACACCUGCCCUCCGUGGCAAGGCCGUGCUGUUAGAAGGGUACAGGGGACACUUUGAUCAUGAGGAAUCCUCUCCUCCAUCGGCCAUGGUCCCAGCGCAUAACCCGUAACCAGGCAAGCGGCUUGAAUGAGUCAGUAUUCUGUGGCGCCCAGGGCUUUAUUCUAGGACGCUGUCAGGGUGAGCUGACAAUUCAGACUCCAUUCUUUCUGCCCACCUGGCAACCGAGGAAGGGUUCAGACGGUUGGCAUGCAGCCAGGGGGAAGAACCAGACCACCGCUUUUAGGGCCUGUCACAGGAAUGAGCGUUCCAGACAGCACUAGCUUGAACUCAAAAGAUAGGUGAGCGCCAAAUAUGCAAACAAGAUAGAUUAUUCAAAGAGACUGUGUGGCUGAAGAACGGCAGUAAAAAAUAAUAAAUUUCAUUUUCUACAUGAAAAAAAAAGAAAAAGAAAAAAAAAAACAGAGCCCUCCCUGAACUGCCCUGUGCAGGCUUCUGACGACUUUUCGUUGUGGCGGGGAACAUAGGAACAUACCUACUAUGAGAGAAGUUCUUUUUUUGUUUUGUUUUGUUUUUGUUCUUUUGUUUGUUUCCUGUGGUAUUCAAACUAAAAAAUAAUAAUAAGUUAAUAAAAAGCACUUUAUGUUUUUCUAAUCUAGGUUCUACCAGGGACAGUGUCAAGAUCUUGCACUUUAAAACAAGCACUAUUUCCCAUGGGCCGCAUGGUGGCCCUGCACUUGGGGUGUUACUCGUGCCCCUUUCUGGCCACACUGGUUCUCACUGUCACCGCAUUAGAGUCCGGGGCUCCUCCAUGGCCCCUCAGGAUCACCCCUCAUCUCUCAUGGGUCAGAAGGGGUCCUCAGCCCUCGGGGCAGGGCUCUCUUAAAAUCCCGUGUGAAAGAGACACACAUGUCUCAGAAGGGCGCAGCAACUGGGGGUUGGGUAUUGUACUGUUCUUUCUUGUCAACCAGCCAUUGUGUGUUCUGUGUCUCUGUCUGUCCUGGAAGCCCGACGCUCCUUCCCGCAGUCAUCUAGGCAGACGGCACAGCCAAAAGCAAUAAGUACCCGUGUGUAUCCCUAGAGGUUCUGACGUACUUCCUGGUGUCAGUCUUCCUGUCCUAGCGUGUUGACCUGGCGUUGUCCUGCCUACUUGUAACCCAGUGACACCAGUCUGCACAAUGCUGUAGCUAUGGCUUGUCUAUCAGUAAAGAUGGUGUUAUCGGUCAGCCUGUCGGUAGUACAUGGAGCAAUGUGGUUUUCUUACUAUAGCGGUAGUGGAUAAUGUCCCAAAGGCUGUAGUGUCCUCCUUUCUGUCCUCAAAACAGUGACAGGCGUGUGUCUUCCUGAUGGAGCAAUGACAUGGUAUUGAUCACCUGUCCUCAGUAUAGUUUAUGGCUGGUCUGCCCAACAGUUCAAUGGCAUGAUCCACCCAUCAGCACACUUACAUCCCAAUGUUCUGCCUCCUGUUCCCAUGACUGAGGUCAGGCCACCUGUCACAGGUAGAACGCUCAAGGGUUAUUACAUCAACCUUAAACAAAGUGUCUUCUACAGUUUGUGACAGUUCUCAGCAUCUCGGGGGACCAGGGUGCUCUCCCUCUGGAGGGUGCAUUUGCUGUGGUUGGAGAAGACCGAGACAUCAACUGUCUCGCAGGCCUCAGAGCUUUCUCAAAACAGAAGCGAAGGGGUAGACAGUGAAGGUCACCCUGUCCAGCAGUGCCCUGGAGACAGGCUCUGGAGUCCCCCUGCUGAGCUCGGCCUGGUGCUGGGGGCCUGUUGCUGUGACCAUGGGGCCAUUCCGCUCACCAUCGCUCAUGUCUCUUCUUUGUUUUUCCAUCACCCUAGAUGUCACCCAGCAGCACAAAUGUGAAAAUUCAGGGAAAACAAAACAAAUGCUUUUUGAUAAAAAGUAAAUAGUUGUGAUUUCCGAUUCAGAUAUUUUUAGAGCUAUCUGUAAAAACUCCUACUGAUGAUAGAGUCUAUUUUACAUAUCAGGAAGUAAACAUGUCUUAACAUAGCCAUAUAUAGCCAGAAGGAAGUUACCGCCCCCUUCUUCAAAUCAAGGCAUUUCAUUUGUUGGUUAAGCCGAAGGCAGGUGUACAGAAGAGAAAUGACUUCUUUCUUUUUAAGAAACACUUGGUGCGACUUCUCCUUGUAACCAAAGGCCCCUUCUGCCUUGUGUCGUGCAGGACCUGGCUGUCCCUUCCUCCUGCGUUUUGUCUGACCUUAAAGUAGCAUUUUACAGAGUCAGUGAAGGAGGAAUUCAGAGUACCCCUUCCCAGCUGAAUAAACAGAGUCCGACCGAGUUCCUAUAGAAAUUCAUCAACUCAGAGUAAACUAUGCGUAAAUGUUUUCUGCUUUGUUUUGGAUUUUGCUGGUUUGUUUUGUUGUUGUUGUUUCUGUUCUUCCCCACUCACGUGUGUGUGUGCCGUGGGAUACAGCUUUUCCUCCCCAUGUGACUCAAGUCAGUACUGUGAACUUUCCUACCAGCCCUCCGCCUGCUAAAAAGGAACCGAGUUUCAUUCCGCACACACCCAACAUGGGUACCUGCGUUUACAUGCACUGGGGAAGCUGGAGAAGGGUCACCAAGAUGAUGUUGAAUCUGACAGAUGGUUCUCAGUCAUGAAAAGGUGUGGAGGCAGAGGCCCCUGAACUUGGUGGUCCAUUUCCGCCUGUCCUGAGCCAACCGGAGCAAAGGAAGUGAGGUGCCCUGAAUAACACCAAGGGCUGGAGGUGGAGAUUCAGUUAUGGUCCAGUUGUGAAGCCAACAGGACUGUCAAGAACCCAGCGGAACUCGAGUUCCAGCGUCCAUCCCAUUAUCAGAAAAGGCAUAGGGCAGCUGUGCGCACCCAGAGGGGAGGACAGAUCAGUCCUCUCCACCCUUCCACCAUUGAUGCCCCCAAAACAACAGGUCUCAGACUGCAGAUUUCUCUCUGGGGUUCCAUCUUAAGUACAUUGAGAGGAGAAAGAGAGAAAGACGAGAACGGUGGUCAUCGAGGAGAGAGGAAAUACCCGAAUCAUGAGGAAGCCAUCCUUGACCCACUCUGCUCCCUCCCAACAGUUGAGCCUUGCCUCUGGUCCACCUCCUCUGUGUUCCACAGUUGCAGCCUCAUCUUGGUCCCUUCUCCUGAGAAGAUCCACGUUUUUAAGAAGGAAGAAAAGAAACCACACAAGACACAACAGCAUCCUCGUCUAUACAACUGUAAUGUACUGUCGACUUUUGUAAUUAUUAUGCAUUUGUCUGGCUCUGGUCAUGGCUGGAAUGUAUCUAGUCCAUGAGCAAGGGCAUAUUUAAAAUUCAUCACAGACGAGGAUCCCUAAAGCCAGGUUCCUCUAUAUAACUAGAGAGACAGAUAGAUAUAGAUACAGAAAUAUCUCUUCCUUAUUUCUCUGCCAACUUUUCUCAAGGAAAGAAACCACAGGUUGCGCUGAAUCAAAGAUUGCACAGGCGAGCUUCUAGAGCAUGCUUCUUCGGAGAUGUGCUUUGUGCCUGAGUAGCUGAGAAGUUGGCAGAAGAAUGAGGGGGACUCCCAGGUCGCCAGAAGGACAUUGGAACACUCCAGCCCCAGGCAUUUCCUAACCUAUUACUGUUUCUAUGACAACACUCAAAUGCUUUCAUGUCACCAGGCCAGGGCCACCCAAACCAGCCCUGGGCACACCUGGAAAUAAGAGUUACCUCUGCAUUUUCUGUUGCCAUUGUUUCUGGCUCUAGAAGCAUCUGUAUCCUAGGAUGUCCACACAUCUCAGAGUAGUCUAUUUUUUUUGUUCAGAUAAAAUAUAUAUAUAAUAUGUAUUUUUAGUAUAUUUAUAAUAGGACAAUUUAGUCUAAUUUCUUUUGUAACAGUAAUAUUUGGGGGUUUUAUCGUUGCUCAUUUGCAUAGCUGGUCUUUUCUGCUCCCCAUUAUUCCUUCCCACUGUCCCUUGGGCUGUUUUUUUCUUUUCUUCUGUUGGAUUCUGGUUGUCUGGAGGUGAGGAAAGACUGGCGUUUGACAUCCUAGAAGACUGAGUUCCUGGCCCCCCAGUGGGGAGGGGGGCAUUGUGUCUUUCUUCAUUAGGUCUGUGUCCCCCUGGCUGUCACUCUUAAGAAUCCAGGUGUUCAGGAACAAGCCAGGUGAAACAGAGGUGUAGUUGGGACCUGGGUUGCCAGGAGCUCAGGCCUUACCCUCCCAGGAUCUUAAAGGACCGAGCUUUCUGGUUCCCCAAAAUACUGGAACCAAGACCCUCCUGCAAGCAAACUUGCUUCCGGCAAUCACUGAGCUCUGGAACACUCCUGAGUCCCUCUUGGCCAGGCCGUCCCCAUCUCCGCCAUCCUGCUUCCUUCCCAGGGCCACCAGCUGGAUGCAGGGACCAUGUGCAGGCUCUGGCAAACCUCAGAGAAUGAAUGUGCUGCGUCUCUGAUUCAUUUCUCACAGUCUUACCAAAAACCAGUGACCAGACAGCCUUCUAGCCAAAAACUGAGGCGUGGCAGCCCAAAGCUGCGAUCGUCCUGCCCAGUCCUUCCCAGCAGCGCCAAGUGUGAAAUUUGGGGCAAGGGCCUCAGUAUUUUUCCAGCUUCUGCUUUUCCAAACCUCUAGUCCUUGGUCAGUUCUGAACAUUCAUAUGUGAGGCGAUUUUGAGCCUGGGGGCAGGUGAUGGGCAGACACCACGUGGAAUCAUGAGGUUCUUCCAUCAGUCACCUACUUGGGACAGCAAAGAAAGCCAACCAGACUGCCUCCUGUGCUCAACAGGUCACCUGCUUGCCUCCCCUUCACCAGCAUCAGAGAUUUGGGUCGAGCCAGGACCUUCUCCAUCUCAAACAGUGAUGACAUCCCCAACUGAAAGAACCCCAAGAGGAUGCUAACCCAAACACAAUUCAUUAUCCUGGUGGUUGGAUUUUCUUUUCUUCCCUUUGGUUUUGUUCUGUUUUGUGGUCUUUGGAAUCUAACUAGGGCCUUGGCUGUGUCGGACAAGCGCCUGACCCCUGAGCUAUAUCCAGUUCGUUCCUGAAUGUAUUAUUUUGGAAUGUGAUUCUAAUCAAUUUCCCCAACCCUAAAAUUCCUGGUAGUCUGGUUUGUUCCAGAGCCAAAUAAAACAGACAAGAUUUUGUGUUUGUGAGUGUGUGCGUGUGUGUGUGUGUGUGUAACUUUUGCAUAAGAACAAAAUUAAAAAGUACUGUCCUGUUAUUUCCCAGGUUUCCUACCCGGAUAAGUAAACACUGGCUGUCUUCCCAAGAAAGAGGGGGUAUGCUAAUAUCCUCUUUCCUUGCGGUAGAAUUUCUCUAGAAAUUUCCAAACGGCAAUUUGAAUGGAAUUUGGAAGGGGCUGUUAGUCAAGUGAGCUCUCCUCUCCACGUCUAGCCCUACCUCUGUCCUCCUCAGCCAAGGUACUGAAGAAAUCUAAAAGCUAAUAGGAGAACAUGGGCAGGGAGUUGGCCCAAGAGAGUAGCCACCUAAUGUGAGUUGGUCAAUUUCCACUCAAAGCCAGUGAGCACUUUCUCAUAAGUCAGCUGAUCUGCUCAUGGAAUGCAAUGCAUGCUGGGUAAGGAGCUCCUGACUAUCCACUGUAUUGCAGGUGUUCACAGGGAGUCUAGAUAAUACACAAAUGGGCCCUGGCAUAAUCGCAAAAUUGGACUGGAAAUUCAAAGCAAUUCUUUCUUGGGGUGUGUGUGUGUGUGUGUGUGUGUGUGUGUGUGUGUGCGCGGCGCGUGCUGCUGUCCAUGGCCUUAUGUGCACAUGUCGGUAUCUGCAUAGGUGUCUUGAACAUUCUGGACCCAGGUUCAGGCCACAUAGACAAGGUCUUGGAGCACAGCUAGUGGGACCUAAGGUUAUAGGAUCAGGGCCAUCCCAGGAGGCACCAAAACAAGAAGGUUGCAGCAGGGGACUCAACUCACAAGCCUGACCCUGUCAGUCACUCACCUGGCCCUUUCCCUGGCCAGCAAAGGGUCAGUCCACAGAGUCCUACCUGUGGUUGGUCACCGCAUGGUGCUUCAGCCCCCUCCCCUAGAUCCUGUGCCCACCAAAAAGACGCAGUGAUCACCCCACAAGCCAGCCACCCACUGCCCAGGCAAUCCCAAAAGACGCCAUUUCAAAAAGGGCUUUUUGUUUCCCUGUUAAAUAAAAUAUUGAACCUAGUCAAGAUUUUCAAAGAUCUCUACCCACAAAACAAAUUCAGAAAAAUAAAAAAGACUGAGGUAGCCGUAAUUUCUGCUUUCAAGAAACAAAGCUCCAGCCGCUUCCAAGAAGAGAGGCUGCUCCCCACAUCCAUCCCCAAAGGACCUGCCUCCUGCCAUUCACCUUCACUCAACACAGAGCUGGUGAGCUCUUCCUCGCUGGGCAUGAUGGGUAAGGAGGAGGCGGCAUGUGAACUUCCAGGGAGUCCAAGCCCAGGUGGUCUCAGUGGUUUUGAAAGGCAAGGUAGACCAGUAGGCCGAGGUUGGCUGAAUCACUUUCUUCUAAAACUGAAUUAAACAGAAACCAGUUUCCAAAAUCUCAGCCCACAGAGGUGUUGCCCAAGACACUCAGCUGCAGUUACAGUGCACUUGGGGGGAAAGUAAGGAAUCCCCAAUUCCGUCCCACUUAGAUGUGCUCCAAGCCACACACACAGAGCUCACGCACUUCCUGCCUCCCUAGGCAAAGCUCUGGGUGGACAGGGUUGCACAUAAGGGACCCUAAGGGUCUAGCUCAACUGCACAGCUCCCAGCCUCUGGGCUUCCCCGGGGCUGAGACUUCUGAGACCAGCAGCACCCAAGAGCCAGAUUUUACUGCAAGGAGUACGGGGCUGGGGGGGGGAAGCUAUCCUCUUUCUCUCUAGGUCCGUUCGGUUUGGGUCUAAGCUAAAGGUCAGGGAGCCCCCCUUUUCUACACCAGAAGCCUGUGGCACACAAUGAUCAUCUGGCUUGUGUUUGGGGGAACAUGGAUGUGGGAGUGGGAAGUGGAUGGGGGCGUAGUAAAAAGGAGCCUUACCUGGCUCCGGGAUUGCUAACUGGGAAGAAAAGAGUGGGAGUUCCUUUCUCUCUGCACUGCCCCUGCUGAUCCCAUGUCUUCUAUGACUGUGUCUGGAGUCACAGUAACGCACACAUUUGAGGUUGGUAGCCUUGAACUGAUAGGGGCCAUGGUCUACUCAGAGCCUCUUGCCCUGAGACUGGCCAGCACCUGCUGCCUUCCUGCUUGUUCUACUUCAGUUCACAGGGAGGUCCCAGAGACCAUGGUAGACAUCCAGUAGUUCAAGCCAAGGGUCCAAGGUAGGUGGUGGUCUGGGACUUGACAAGGGCAGGAAGAUGGGAGCCAGUAUCUGUAACCAGAUCUCAUUUCCUGAGUUGUAAGAACCAAUGGUCUCUCCUUUUAACUGAGCCCCAAAGGCUCGCUUACAUUGACAAGCAUGCCAAUCCCAUCAGCUCAGACCCUCUGCCCCUCCCAGGACCCUAUAGCGUAAGGCUGGGGUUCUUCUGCCAGCAAAGCCAUUCUGAUUGCCCCACCCUCCAAGGGGGCCAAGCCAAUCAUAUUAGCCAUAAUCCACCAGGGUCCUCAGCCACUUUUCUUCCGGUUGUGUUCAUGGGUCCUGUUGAACCUUCACCAGUGGAAGGCUCUAGUCCUUCCUGUACAUGUGACAAUGUACAUUGGUGUGCAUGUGCUCAUACAUGCACAUGAGUGUGCACACAAGAAAACCAAUCAAAUCCCAGUGUUGUCUUCUGCAUGUGGUGAGAUGGACUUGUGACCCUUGUGUGACCUCCGGCUGCUGUCCUGUCUUGUAAAAAAAACGUUCACAUGUUUAAGAAUUUCCAAGCAAAUGGUCCCUUAAUGAAGUCUGCAGCGUUCAAUAAAAGAU